AAAUUUUCUAUUCUCUUUCUUGAUCACAUUUGAAGUUCACAAAGCAAAGCCAUCCAUGGCUUCCAGGACGUUGUUUAUCCAAAUGAUAAUCUUAUCCUCCUUUCUCUUACCUUUUUCAAAUCCCGCAGACUACAAUUAUCCAGCAGUUUUCAACUUUGGUGAUUCAAACUCUGACACUGGUGGACUUGUUGCUGGUAUGGGUUUGCUAGUGGGCCCUCCUAAUGGACACAAAUUCUUCAAAACCUCUUCUGGGAGGGUUUGUGAUGGUCGUCUGAUUGUAGACUUUCUCAUGGAUGCAAUGGAGCUUCCAUUUCUAAAUCCAUAUCUGGAUUCAAUCGGAAUGCCAAGUUUCCAAAAAGGGUGUAACUUUGCAGCUUCAGCAUCUACUAUACUCCCAUCGCAUGCAGGAUCAACCUGCCCAUUUUCAUUUGGAGUUCAGGUGGAUCAGUUUGUCCGAUUCAAGACCCGGGUUCUUGAAUUGUUACCUACAGCUACAGCUAAUAAGAAGAUUGAAAAAUAUAUUCCAGUGGAAAGUUUUUUUCAGAAGGGGCUCUACAUGUUUGAUAUAGGCCAGAAUGAUCUGACUUUUGCAUUCUAUUCCAAAUCACUGGAUGAGAUACUUCUCUGGAUUCCUAACGUUUUAUUAGAAUUUGAAACAGGAAUAAAGAAACUAUAUGACCAAGGAGCUAGGAAUUUUUGGAUACACAACACAGGUCCUCAAGGAUGCUUGCCUCGCAAUAUCGCCGAAUUCCAAACUGACCCAUCAAAGCUUGAUGAACUAGGAUGUGUCAGCUUCCACAAUGAAGCUGCUAGAGUUUUCAAUCUGCAUCUUCAUGCUCUGUGUGAAAGAUUGCAGAAUGAAUAUGCAGAUGUAAAUGUUACAUAUGUUGAUAUUUUUACCAUAAAGUCGAACUUAAUUUCAAAUCACUUUCAAUAUGGAUUUAAAGAACCUAUUAUGGCUUGCUGUGGAUAUGGAGGACCACCAUUGAACUAUGAUAAUCGAAAUACCUGUGGUCACACUGGAACUUCAGCUGCAGCCAAAGCAUGCAGUAACAGCAGUGAAUAUGUCAAUUGGGAUGGAAUUCACUUCACAGAGGCUGCAAAUCAACAUAUUGCUUCCCAAAUACUAACUGGAAAAUAUUCUGAUCCACCUGUCUCAGACGAAAUGCCUUUCCUUCUGAAGAUCUAAGUUAUAAAAUCAGAAAUGCCACAAUUUGCUGGUCAUCUUUUAUUAUUAGAUUUUGUUAUUCUUGAAUACUAUUUAAAGUCUUUGCGCUUACUAUUUAGGUGUUUAUUUUAGGGGAAUGUGAUAAAAAUGGAGGUGAUUGGAUAGAGAUAGCCUUGCUACUUUUCAUAAACAAUGCAAUUGGCACUGUGCAAUUUGGUUUUCUGCAAUUGAUCACUAUCUACCUUUUUAGAUUUUACA
Messenger RNA from Ziziphus jujuba (common jujube), 1426 nucleotides. RefSeq names its product GDSL esterase/lipase At1g54790-like. Lineage: Eukaryota; Viridiplantae; Streptophyta; Magnoliopsida; Rosales; Rhamnaceae. The record is from RefSeq and is a predicted model, not a curated record. The transcript is spliced from 5 exons. Gene Ontology annotation, molecular function: hydrolase activity, acting on ester bonds. The coding region runs from base 56 to 1189 and encodes 377 amino acids.